GUAGGGAUUUAAUGGUUGGACGCUGCGUUCUUUGAGAUAAUUAAGAACUAGCAACAAUCUGAUCGACCUCAUUUUUUGGAAGCAUUUAAAAUUUGUUCCAAGGACAUCCAUUCGAUUCCGAGUUCAUUGUUCAGAGAAAUUAGUUGUGGAGACAACUGAGAGAGCGAGACAUGCAGUCUAUAAAAUUCCCUUUCCACUAUCAUCCGUUGGUCUUAAAUCAAGUGACAAAAAUGGAUGGUAAAAUACGUUACUGUUACGUGUGCUUUCAACGAGUAAGGGGUCCUAAUUACAGUUGCGAGCAGUGCAGCUACUACGUCGUGCAUAAAUCAUGUGUCUAACCACCCAGCAAGAUACAGCAUCCGUUGCACCCGGAACAUACUCUUGAGAUCAGUAGUUCAUUUGAAGACCAUAGCAGAAAAUGCGAUGGCGGCUGUGAUGAAUACCGGGAGUGCUACAGAUAUAAUUGUUCUCGCUGCAACUUUAACCUUCAUCAAGGUUGCGCUUUGCUACCGCUCACCAUAAAAACUGAAAGUCAUGACCAUCCUCUGAACCUCCUUCGAAGAUCAUUGUCUUUCACUUGCGAUGCUUGUGGGGAAGAAAGAAACUGCAUGUCCUACUUUUGUGUCACCUGCUCAUUCAUGGUUCACACGCAAUGUGCUCUCUUUCCCUUGACUCUCACAAUAAGACGUCACAACCACCCUCUGAGUCUGAACCUCAAAAACUCUCCUCAGCUCGACCAAUCCGAGGAUCAGCAAAUUUGUCAUCUCUGUUAUAAAAAAGUGAACACAAAAUACAAUUGUUAUUAUUGCUCGAGUUGUGAUUUUGUUGCACAUCCUCUUUGUGCUACAAACUUUUACAACAAGAAUGAAGCAUUUGACCCCGAAUUCAUAGAUGAGCAGCCUAUUUUGCCCCUUGACCUUCUUGGGCCUGAUGAAUCUGGUGACAAAUUAGCUCAAAUUGUCAACAAGAUCACCCCGGAAAACGGAAAAGCUGAAAUCGUCACAGAGAUCAAACAUAUCUGUCAUGAACAUAACUUAAAGCUUGCAGUUGAUGAGCCAGAGAACAAUGAAAAAUGUAACGGGUGUACGCAGUAUCUCUCCUCUCCGUAUUAUUGUUGUUUACAAUGCAAGUUCUGUCUUCACAAAUCUUGUGCUGAUUUACCCCGAAAAAAAUUACACCCGCUUCAUGACCAUCCGCUCACCCUCCUCCCAAACAAAUUUCAUGAAUAUGAUGGAGUCUUCUGGUGCGCUGCUUGUGAUCGUCGGUGUAAUGGCUUCGUAUACAGUUGUGAUAGCUGCCACUUCAAACUCGAUGUCCCUUGCAGUUUGAUACCAAAAAAAGUUACCCAUGAGGGUCAUGAGUACCCACUCUUUGUUACUGACAGAAGCCCUUAUGUCAGAUAUAGGGACAGCUGUAAUUCAUGUGGCGAACGUGUCCCUGCGACCAUUUAUUGUGGUGAUUGUGGAUUUAAGAUAGGCUUCUGCUGCGCUACCCUACCGCUUACCAUAAAAUAUGGGCCGUAUGAGAAACCUUUCAUACUCUCUUACAGCAUUGAGGAUGACUCUGGUGAGUAUUAUUGUGAUAUUUGUGAAGAAAAGCGAAAUCUGAAGCAUUGGUUCUACUAUUGUGAAGAUAUCUUUUUUGCUGCUCAUACUAAAUGUAUUAUGGGGAAGUACCCCCGCAUCAAGGUCGGGAGCACUUACACAUUCGACUUCCACGAGCAUCCUCUCACUUUUGUUGAGAGGGACGUGGUUCAAUAUCCUAAAUGUCUCGCUUGUAGUCAUGACUAUUCUGGAGAUCAUCAUGUGCAUCCAUUUUUCUUCUUAUGUGUCAAGUGUGAUUUCAUUGUUGCUGAUGAUUGUUUGUGGAAGAUAAGGAAAUGGCCGCAGAGCUACGCGCAGGCAUCUAGCAGACUAAAAUUGGACGCAUGAUGCAUGUUGGACAUUUCAAUCCAACAUCACAAUCUCAUGGUUCUAAAUCAGUAUUUGCUGAAACUGUUUAAACGUCUGAGCAAGUAGUACCUCAUGCAGCUUCAUUGUAGACUAGAAACGAGAUCAGGACCCACUCUCCCAACUCUAGAAGAUCAUGAUGUGAUGGAUGCAGGCCAGGGGUGAUUCUUGCUAUAUAUAUCUUGGCCCUAAUUACUGCUAUGCUUGCUU
Messenger RNA from Juglans microcarpa x Juglans regia, 2159 nucleotides. RefSeq lists its product as uncharacterized. NCBI's taxonomy places the organism in Eukaryota, Viridiplantae, Streptophyta, Magnoliopsida, Fagales, Juglandaceae. The coding region runs from base 609 to 1931 and encodes 440 amino acids. The transcript is spliced from 4 exons. The record is from RefSeq and is a predicted model, not a curated record.